This is a messenger RNA of Pecten maximus, 3692 nucleotides long. RefSeq names its product liver carboxylesterase 2-like. Gene Ontology annotation, cellular component: cell surface; synapse. Gene Ontology annotation, biological process: presynaptic membrane assembly; neuron cell-cell adhesion; modulation of chemical synaptic transmission. The transcript has 2 exons. Gene Ontology annotation, molecular function: neurexin family protein binding; signaling receptor activity. Bases 1 to 1728 code for a protein of 575 amino acids. The record is from RefSeq and is a predicted model, not a curated record. Lineage: Eukaryota; Metazoa; Mollusca; Bivalvia; Pectinida; Pectinidae.
AUGAGAGCUGCCCAGGUGGUAUUGAUAUAUACUGCUAUUUUACUGACUACUACAAGUUGUCAUGAUCCUGUCCAUGUACAUACUGAUGUAGGAACUAUACUAGGAAUAACGGAAAUCAUCAACAAUGAAACAGUCUACCAGUUUCGGAAUAUCCCAUACGCCGAGCCACCGAUUGGUACGAGGAGGUUUAAGAAACCAGUUCCACAUGGAGGAUGGUCUGGUGUGUUGGACUGCACGAGAUUCGGACCUUCAUGUAUGCAACAGCAUUCGAUUUUAGAUAAAUAUGUACCAAAUCCAAACCAGUCCGAGGACUGUCUGUCGCUGAACGUCUACGUCCCGAGGACGCUCUCCUCCAGUGCUAACAGGUCGGUGAUGGUAUUUGUCUUUGGGGGCGGCUUCCUUGUCGGACAGGGCAUGCUCUACGAUGGUUCCUACCUAGCUCUGACGGGAGACACUGUUGUUGUUACACUCAAUUACAGACUCGGCGUUUUUGGAUUUCUCGCUUAUCCUGCCCACGGCUUGCAUGGCAACUACGGCCUGUGGGACCAGCGUUUAGCAUUAGAAUGGGUACAUGCACACAUAGCCGACUUUGGCGGAAAUCCUAAUUCAGUCACAUUAUUUGGCCAAUCCGCUGGUGGGUUUAGUGUUUCCUUACAGGCCAUUUAUCCCCAAAAUAAAGGAUUAUUUCAUCGAGUCAUUGCUCAUAGUGGGGUAGCUGAAGGGCACUUUGCAAUAUGGCAUCAUGCAUAUGAAUACGGAGAUGAUAUAGGCACUACUGCAGGUUGUGCAAAUACAACGUCAUAUGCAAACUGCAUGCGUAACAUACCAGCCGACAAGUUAUUACAAGUUCAAAAUUCCAUUUCACAACCGGGAAGCAUAGGAAGGAAGCUUGAGUUCGACUUAAUUGUGGGACCUGUUGUAGAUGGAGACUUUCUUCCUCUACAUCCAACCGAACUGCUUCAAAAUAAGAACUCUCAAAGUUACCAUUUCUUCCGAUCACUCGAUUUUAUUACUGGAAAUGUAGAUACGGAAGGCUCCAUUGUCUUAACAUCAUUACCAUCGAUAGCAAAAGAGAAUAAUUUCAACUUAUCCGAUGGUGUUCCAUCCGAGGUUUUUUGUCAAGAAAUUGGUCCGGCCUUACUGAAUGCGUACUUCGAGAAGGAUGUCAACUGUACAUCCGCGGAAACCCUCUUGUGUUCCGUCUAUGGUACAAAGGAUAAACCUAAGCAAGCACAGCAAACACUGGAGGCAUACGCCGACGCACUUUACUACACCCCAUCUGUAAAGAUCCUUGGAGACCAUUCAGAGGGAAACAAUGAAUCGAGUACCUAUCAGUAUGUGUUUAAACGGCCAAUACCGGAUCCAGCUUUGACAAAGGGUUAUCCCCCCUGGUGGCAGAAUGGAUCAGCACACGGCGCUGAACUAUACUACCUGUUUAGAAUUUAUGACUAUCAGGCUAACCACAGCCUCAAUGUGCCGGAAUACGACAAGAGCUUGCAAACUUCUAUUCUCAAGUACUGGACUAACUUUGCUAAUACUGGAAAUCCAAACUCGGAUGACGUACCAGUAUGGGAAAGCUAUGACGCAGUAAGGCAGAACUACUGUAGUAUGGACACCACCAUCUCACAGGAACAGCAUCUGUACGGCUCCAGACAGGAUUUAUGGUUAAACAGGCUACCCAGACUACUGCAUGGAAAUGUCACCGGAGGCCCUCUAAUUGGCAAAUAAUUGUCGUAAAAUGUGGGUAAAUUUUAUAGCAAUUGCAAAACAAAUUAUUUCAUCUUAUAUUAAUCUCUACCAUUGGUGUAUUAUCAUGUAAGUGGUGUCGCAAUUAAUUCAUAGGUUUACUGAAAGUUGUAUGAUUACUGAUACGUCAUUGCAAGCAAGCAAUAACAACAAGCUGAUAGCGGAUAUUUCUACAUUCCUUUGUUCAAUGACUAUACAAAUCCUGUAAAAAUGAAUAAUUUUAAUAGAUAAUUCUAAAGUGUCCUUUCUACCUUUGAAUACAACCAAACGAAUACUGAACAGAUACUUCAUAUCAAAUACAAUUUCAUUACACACUGAGGGGAUACUUAUUUGAAAUGACACAUGGCCACCUGUAUCGAUUAUAUACAGAAUUUCUUUAUUGGUGGUUUGGGUUUUAACAAUGACAUCAUAUUGUAACACAGCAUUCGUGACAACGUGAUGUGCAUGACAUAAUCGUCAAUUAUAAACAUUUUGUAUGCCAAAGUUUUGUUUCAGAUUUCUGGAUAUUGUUGGGCCAUGACACUGUUGUUUUAGUUCUAGAUCUCUGACAUUUUUGAUAAAGUUCUAGAUCUCUGACACUCUUGUUUUAGUUUUAGAUGUCUGACACUCUUGUUUUAAUUCUAGAUCUCCGACACUCUUGUUUUAGUACUAGAUCUCCGACACUCUUGUUUUAGUUCUAGAUCUCUGACACUCUUGUUUAAGUUCUAGAUCUCUGACACUCUUGUUUUAGUUUUAGAUCUCUGACACUCUUGUUUUAGCUCUAGAUCUCUUACACUCUUGCUUUGUUAUAGGUCUAGAUCUCUGACACUCUUGUUUACGUUAUAGAUCUCUGACACUCUUGUUUAGUUUUAGUUCUAGAUCUCUGACCCUUUUGGUUUUAGCUCUAGAUAUCUGACACCCUUGUUUAAGUUCUAGAUCUCUGACACUCGUGUUUAAGUUCUAGAUCUCUGACACUCUUGUUUUAGUUUUAGAUGUCUGACACUCUUGUUUUAGCUCUAGAUCUCUUACACUCUUGCUUUGUUAUAGGUCUAGAUCUCUGACACUCUUGUUUAGUUUUAGUUCUAGAUCUCUUACCCUUUUGGUUUUAGCUCUAGAUAUCUGACACCCUUGUUUAAGUUCUAGAUCUCCGACACUCUUGUUUUAGUACUAGAUCUCUGACACUCUUGUUUAAGUUCUAGAUCUCUGACACUCUUGUUUAAGUUCUAGAUCUCCGACACUCUUGUUUUAGUACUAGAUCUCUUACACACUUGUUUUUUGGUCUAGAUCUCUGACACACUUGUUUAAGUUCUAGAUCUCCGACACUCUUGUUUUAAUUCUAGAUCUCUGACACUCUUGUUUAGUUUUUGUUCUAGAUCUUUGACCCUUUUGUUUUAGUUCUAGAUCUCUGACACACUUGUUUAAGUUCUAGAUCUCUGACAUGUUUGUUUUAUUUCUAGGUUAGGACGGGGCGUCUGUUUCUCGAUUUAGCCUACAUUGAUUUUGACAAUGUUGUGUUAAUGUUUCUACAUGUGUAAUGUGAGAAUUAUGACAUGAACAUGCGAUCAGACCAAUAUCCAAUUAUAGCAACAUGAUUGACUCCUGAAUGUAAACAACAUCAAACUGGCUAUCUAAUCAUUGUUACAACAUUUAAAUGUAUGUUGUAAUCGGAAGACGAUUCUAUCAUUCUGAUGAGCUGGAUAUAAAAGUGUCUCUCGACUACAAGCUGUCGUACAUCUCUAUUGUACAUCUAUGAACAAAGAUAUCUUUGUGAUAUACUUGUAUCAUACAAAUGAUUAAAUGUUGACCGUAGCUCCAGGCUCUUCACAAAUCUUCAGGUUUUGAUCUUUACAUAGUCUGCCCUUUUUGAACAGAAUGUUACAACAGUAGAUAUAUUUGUUUGUCUCCAUCUCACUUUAGAACUUAUCAGAAACGUUGAAUACAAGCUGAUGAAAUAAACUUCAUAAUGA